AUGGCAACGACUACGGCGCUCGUGCUCGGCGAAAUCAACGCCCCGUUCAGUUUCGAGACGGUGCGGCUGGACGCACUGCGCCCGGACGAGGCUCUCGUCGAAAUACACGCCAGCGGCAUCUGCCAUACCGAUCUGUCAUGCGCCGACGGGACUCUGCCUGCGUUUGCGCCCGCCGUCCUCGGCCACGAAGUAACAGACCUCGCAGGCGCCGGCAUCGUCAAGGAGAUUGGCUCGCAGGUCCGACACGUCGCCGUGGGUGACAAGGUGCUGCUCUCCUUCGCCCACUGCCAGCAGUGUGCGCAGUGCGAGGACGGCCACCCGGCGCAUUGCUACUCGUUCAAGUCGCUCAACUUUGGCGGCACGCGGCCCGAUGGAUCGAGCGCCAUGCGCAGGCAAGAGGAACAGGGCGGGCAGGCCCUGUACAGCAGGUUCUUCGGGCAGAGCUCCUUCUCGAGGCACACCGUCGUGUCCGUGUCCAGCCUGGUCAAGGUCCCGGACACGACGGACCUGGCCCUGUUUGCGCCGCUCGGGUGCGGGCUGCAGACGGGCGCCGGCGCCGUCCUGAACACGCUCGACGUCCAGGCCGGCGGCAGCGUGGCCGUCUUUGGCGCCGGGUCCGUGGGCAUGAGCGCCAUCAUGGCUGCCAAGAUGCGCAGGGCCAAGAUUAUCAUCGCCGUUGAUCUCCAGAAGUCGCGGCUCGAGCUGGCGUCUCGGCUGGGCGCCACGCACACACUCCUCGGAAACGACCCCGACAUUGUCGCCAAGAUUGGGGAACUGGCCCCUCCCAACGGGGUCAACUACGCCGUGGACUGCACGGGGGUGCCGGCCGUCAUCGAGACCAUGAUUCAGGCUCUCGGGAGCCGUGGGCACGCGGCGUCUGUGGGGGCGCCGACGCCUGGGAUCAAGACGGGCGUCGACAUCUUUGCCCACGUCAUUCACGGCAGACGCUAUUCCGGGUGUUGCGAGGGCGACUCGAUUCCCAGCAAGGCAAGUUGGCGCUGUAUUAUUCCGUACUUGAUGGACGAAUACGCCAAGGGAAACUACCCGGUGGAUAAGCUGGUCACGUUCUAUGACUUUGGCGAUUUUCAGCAGGCGAUUGAUGAUACCAAGCGCGGCGUAGCGCUCAAGGCAGUGUUGGUUUGGAAGGACUCGACGGAGUGA
Molecule: messenger RNA, 1161 nt
Organism: Metarhizium robertsii ARSEF 23
Lineage: Eukaryota; Fungi; Ascomycota; Sordariomycetes; Hypocreales; Clavicipitaceae
Product: Alcohol dehydrogenase superfamily, zinc-type
Exons: 4
Coding region: 1-1161 (386 amino acids)
Molecular function (GO): oxidoreductase activity
Source: RefSeq, a predicted model, not a curated record